Messenger RNA from Neohortaea acidophila, 1719 nucleotides. Its product is annotated as P-loop containing nucleoside triphosphate hydrolase protein. The transcript is spliced from 4 exons. NCBI's taxonomy places the organism in Eukaryota, Fungi, Ascomycota, Dothideomycetes, Mycosphaerellales, Teratosphaeriaceae. The record is from RefSeq and is a predicted model, not a curated record. Gene Ontology annotation, biological process: mRNA export from nucleus; mRNA splicing, via spliceosome. The coding region runs from base 228 to 1592 and encodes 454 amino acids. Gene Ontology annotation, molecular function: ATP binding; RNA helicase activity; RNA binding.
GCCUCUCACUGUUUCCCCUCUUACAUCCAUCCCACCACCGUCGCACCACCCGCUACUGGAUCGCCGCAUCGUGUCACUGCUGACACAACCAUUAGUCUCUCUGCGACCUUCACUCGGGGCUCUUUGCAUUCCCCCUUCCCCUCCUCAACCUUUCUCCCGCGCCUCACUUCGAGAGCCGCGCUCCUCCAAACAAACACCCUUCACCACCUCCACACACUUCAUUCACCAUGUCCGCCGAAGAAGACCUGAUCGAUUACUCCGAUGAGGAGAUCCAGCCCACCGAAGUCGCCACUGGAGCCGCGGGCGCGACCAACGGUGAGAAGAAGGGGGACUUGACGGUCUCGGGCGCAGCCGCCGAGAAGGCCAAAGGAUCCUACGUCGGCAUCCACUCGACUUCCUUCCGCGACUUCCUGCUCAAGCCAGAGCUGCUCAAGGCCAUCACUGACUGUGGCUUCGAACAUCCAUCCGAGGUCCAGCAAGUCUGCAUCCCACAGGCCAUCCUCGGUACCGAUGUGCUCUGCCAAGCCAAGUCCGGUCUCGGAAAGACUGCAGUGUUCGUGCUCAGCACCCUCCAGCAAAUCGAGCCUGUCGCCGGUGAAGCGUCGGUGCUGGUCAUGUGCCACACCCGCGAGCUCGCCUUCCAGAUCCGCAACGAAUACCAGCGCUUCAGCAAGUACAUGCCCGAAGUCAAGACCGCGGUUUUCUACGGUGGAACCGACAUCAAGGAGAACGAGAAGCUGCUGAAGGACAAGGAGACCCACCCUCACGUCAUCGUCGCCACCCCCGGUCGUCUCAACGCGCUUGUCAGGGAGAAGAAGCUUCGUCUGGGCAGCGUGCAGAGGUUUGUGCUGGAUGAGUGUGACAAGAUGCUCGACCAGAUUGACAUGCGCCGUGAUGUACAAGAGAUCUUCCGCGCCACCCCGACGCAGAAGCAAGUCAUGAUGUUCUCCGCCACCCUGUCCCCAGCCACUCGCCCGGUGUGCAAGAAGUUCAUGCAGAGCCCCCUCGAAAUUUACGUCGAUGAUGAGGCGAAGCUCACCCUCCACGGUCUGCAACAGUACUACAUCAAGCUGGGCGAGGCGGAGAAGAAUCGUCGUCUCAAUGACCUUCUCGAUCAGCUGGAGUACAAUCAAGCCAUCGUCUUCGUCAAGAGCACCGUUCGCGCUACGGAGUUGGACCGCCUGCUCCGCGAGUGUGGCUUCCCGAGUGUUGCUGUUCAUUCUGGUGUUAGCCAAGAGGAGCGCAUCAAGCGUUACACCGACUUCAAGAACUUCGCACACCGCAUCUGCGUGAGCACGGAUGUCUUUGGCCGUGGUAUUGAUAUCGAGCGCAUCAACGUCGCCGUCAACUACGACAUGCCCGACUCUCCCGCCAACCCCGGCGCGAGCGACAAAGACAGCCUCGCCCAAGCCGCCGACACGUACUUGCAUCGUGUGGGACGUGCCGGCCGCUUCGGAACCAAGGGUGUUGCGGUCAGCUUUGUGAGCACGGAGAGGGACGAGCAGGUGCUCAAGGCGAUCGAGGCCAGGUUUGAGAAGAAGAUUGAGGAAUACCCGGAGGGAGGCCAGGGAGUGAACGUGAAGGGCGACUAAGCUCGCACGCAUUGGAAUCUGCUGAGACUGUCAUGCGAUGCCGUGAGCGUCGGGACGAAUGAGACACGGAAACCGGCGUCUUCCAUAGGUUGUACUUCUAGGCAUGGAAAAGCUCCAUUAAAGUGCU